GUCCUGUGUGGGUACUUAAGGUGGUUGCUGAAGUCAUCGGGCAUCGUCUGGCUUGGCCAUGGACACUUCAAGGUCGAUGUUGUUUCUACUGCUGCUGCUCAAAGAGUGUGCCGCGCAACUAAAUGUAUGCGGGAUGCCUCCGCUCAACCCGCGCAUCGUGGGGGGUGAGGCGGCCCCCCCGGGUGCGUGGCCCUGGCAAGUGAGCCUGGAUAUAUCCGGGCUCCACAUCUGUGGGGGGUCGCUAAUCAACAGCGAGUGGGUGCUGUCAGCCGCACACUGCAUUAGCAGUACUAGCCCUAUGAUGACGGCGGUUGUGGGUCGUCAGAGCCAAAUGGGUUCCAAUCCUAACGAGGUGAGCCGCAGCGUCGUGGAGCAAAUCCUUCAUCCCGACUACAACCCGGCGACCCUAGACAACGACGUGGUCCUGUUGAGGCUUUCCUCGCCUGUGGCCUUCAAUGACUUCAUCCGCCCUGUCUGCCUGGCGGCGGCCCAAAGCUCCUUCUUCGCCGGAACUGACAGCUGGGUCACCGGUUGGGGGAACAUCGGCUCGGGAGUUCCUCUGCCGGCCCCCCAAGACCUGAUGGAAGUGGAGGUUCCCAUAGUAGGAAACCGCCAGUGCCAAUGUGACUACGGCAUAGGAAGUAUCACCGACAACAUGAUUUGCGCUGGUCUGAGAGAGGGAGGAAAGGACUCCUGUCAGGGUGAUUCCGGUGGUCCCAUGAUGAGCAAACAAGGGUCCGUGUGGGUCCAGAGCGGGGUGGUGAGCUUUGGUAAUGGUUGCGCCCGGCCGGACUUUCCGGGUGUCUACGCGCGGGUGUCCCAGUACCAGGAUUGGAUCAGCAUCCUCACAGGCAACGACAACCUGCCAGGCUUUGUCACCUUCACGUCUCCGGGCACGGACCCAGACGUGGAGGUUAGCUGCAGUGGGCUGCCACCCCCCACCACUGCCCCACCCAUCACCACAACCCUAAUCCCCAACAUCACGCCCACCAGUCCGCUCCUUGAUAUGUGCGGGCAGGCCCCUUUCAACACCCGCAUCGUGGGGGGUGAGGAGGCCCCUCCAGGUGCGUGGCCCUGGCAGGUGAGCCUGCACAGGAGGAGGAGACACAUCUGCGGGGGGUCGCUCAUCAACAGCGAGUGGGUGCUGUCGGCGGCACACUGCUUUCGUAAGAGAGUUAGAGGUGAGAAGGCGUAUUUGGGUCGUCAAAGCCAGCAGGGUCCCAAUCCUAACGAGGUACGCCGGAGAAUCAUCGAGAUCAUCCGCCACCCUGACUACAACUCGUGCACCAGUGACAACGACUUGGCCCUGUUGAGGCUUUCCUCGCCCGUGGCUUUCAACGACUUCAUCCGGCCCGUCUGCCUGGCGGCUGACCAAAGCUCCUUCUCCGCCGGAACCGAGAGCUGGGUCACCGGCUGGGGAGACAUCAGCACGGGAGUUCCUCUACCAUCGCCCCAGAAUCUGAUGGAGGUGAAGGUUCCCGUGGUGGGGAACUGUCUGUGCAGCCUCGCCUACAACUCGGUGGGAAUUAUCACAGACAACAUGAUUUGUGCCGGCCUGGCAGAGGGAGGAAAGGACUCCUGUCAGGGUGAUUCUGGUGGUCCCAUGAUGAGCAAAAAAGGGUCCGUGUGGGUCCAGAGCGGGGUGGUGAGCUUCGGAGUAGAUUGCGCCUUGCCGGAGUUUCCAGGCGUCUACACGCGGGUUUCCCGGUACCAGGAUUGGAUCAGCAGCCAUACGGGCGAUGACAACCUGCCAGGCUUCGUCACCUUUACGUCCGGACCUUGAGGUUCCACUGCCAUAAAGGACCAUGGUUAGCAUGAAAUCCCAGCUGAAGAGCUCGAUUUUUUUUUUCUUAAUUAAAGAGUAAGAGCAAUUGCACAACUUCUUUAUUGAAUACAUUUGUGGAUAACACCACUUAAA
Phyllopteryx taeniolatus (common seadragon) is the source of this 1918-nucleotide messenger RNA. RefSeq names its product transmembrane protease serine 9-like. The coding region runs from base 59 to 1783 and encodes 574 amino acids. The transcript is spliced from 10 exons. Gene Ontology annotation, biological process: proteolysis. Gene Ontology annotation, molecular function: serine-type endopeptidase activity. The record is from RefSeq and is a predicted model, not a curated record. Lineage: Eukaryota; Metazoa; Chordata; Actinopteri; Syngnathiformes; Syngnathidae.